Cucurbita moschata (crookneck pumpkin) is the source of this 977-nucleotide messenger RNA. RefSeq lists its product as uncharacterized. NCBI's taxonomy places the organism in Eukaryota, Viridiplantae, Streptophyta, Magnoliopsida, Cucurbitales, Cucurbitaceae. The transcript is spliced from 6 exons. Bases 118 to 690 code for a protein of 190 amino acids. The record is from RefSeq and is a predicted model, not a curated record.
GUCAUUUCAUACUUCGGCCCAAAACCCAAAGCCAUAAAUUUGUUUAGCGGCGGAGUGAGUUGCAGUUCACAAACGGAGUCGACCCACACUGCCGGAGCCGGCGGCUGAUUCUGCACCAUGCGCAUAAUUGUAUCGAAGCUCACCGCCUUUCAGCAUCUCUGCAGAAGGGAACCUGCGCGGACCCUGCAAUUUCGCCCUUUUUCAGCGUACGACGAACGUGAGAUCGAGAAGGAGGCUGAAAGAAAAGUAGGAUGGUUAUUAAAACUAAUCUUUGCUGGGACUGCCACAUUUCUGGGUUACCACAUUUUUCCAUACAUGGGGGAUAACUUGUUGCAGCAAUCUGUUUCCCUCUUGCAAGUCAAGGAUCCACUGUUUAAGAGGAUGGGAGCAUCGAGAUUGGCUCGCUUUUCGAUUGAUGAUGAAAAAAGGAUGAAAAUAGUGGAGAUCGGUGGGGCUCAGGAGCUCUUAAACAUGCUUGGGGCUGCCAAAGACGACCGUACACGUAAGGAAGCUUUGAAGGCUUUACAUGCCAUCUCACAUUCAGAUGAAGCUGUUGGUGCUUUGCAUAAAGCAGGGGCGAUCUUGGUUAUUAAAUCGACCCCGGAUUCAGCCGAAGAUACGCAAGUAAACGAGUACAAGUCAAACCUAAUGAAGAGAUUUAGAGAUCUUAGCUAUGAUGUUUCAUCUUGAAGGAGAUGGGGUGUCUUACAUUUGCGAGAUCGGUUGUUUCCACUCAAAAUACUUUAACCAUGUUAGAGAUGUUGGGAAGGAUUGAGAUGUUGAGACCAGUUUUUUUUAUGCUUUUUAAGAUUAAAAUCAAGGCUUCUUCCUUACAGAGAAUGUAUAGUAGAGCCAACCCAAUUAUUGAACAAAUUUCUCAAAAUUUACAAUUUUUUUAAAUAUCGAGUCUCAGUGUUCUCUCGAGUCCCAUUGUUGUUCUUAGCAUAUCGAAUAAAAUUUUAAGGGUGUUAUGAACU